AUGGCUCCUUCAAACGGUCCCCGUAGCGGCAAGAAUGCGAAAUCCUCUCAUACUUUGAAACGCAAGCGCGCGCAAGAUGAUUUGUCGACUCUUACUCAGCGGGUUGAGGAUCUCGAUAUCAAGGAAACCUACAAGUCCUUUUCCGAUCUCCCUCUGUCUGAACCGACUGCUUCCGGACUAGCUUCGUCGCAUUUUAAAACCCUCACCGAUAUUCAGUCUCGUGCGAUUGGCCAUGCGUUGAAGGGUCGGGAUAUAUUGGGUGCCGCGAAGACCGGUAGCGGCAAGACGCUCGCUUUUCUCAUCCCGGUUCUCGAGAACUUGUACCGCAAGCAAUGGUCUGAGCAUGAUGGACUGGGAGCUCUGAUCCUAUCUCCGACUCGUGAACUCGCCAUUCAGAUCUUCGAGGUUCUUCGCAAAAUCGGUCGCUAUCAUACAUUCUCAGCCGGCUUGAUUAUUGGUGGGAAGAGCUUGAAGGAGGAACAGGAAAGAUUGGGAAGAAUGAAUAUCUUGGUUUGCACACCGGGUCGUAUGCUACAGCAUUUGGACCAGACGGCUAUGUUCGAUGUGUUCAACCUGCAGAUGCUGGUCUUGGACGAAGCGGAUCGUAUCCUGGACAUGGGUUUCCAGAAAACCGUGGAUGCUAUUGUUGGUCAUCUACCCAAAGAGCGGCAGACAUUACUUUUCAGUGCUACCCAGACGAAAAAGGUGUCGGAUCUUGCCCGGUUGAGCUUACAGGAUCCCGAGUACGUGGCUGUUCACGAAACAGCAUCUUCCGCAACCCCAUCUACACUUCAGCAACACUAUGUCGUUACCCCCUUAUCACAGAAACUUGAUGUUCUGUGGAGUUUUAUUCGCAGUAACUUGAAAGCCAAAACGAUUGUCUUCCUGUCUUCCGGAAAGCAGGUGCGAUUCGUUUACGAAUCCUUCCGCCAUUUACAACCUGGUAUCCCUUUGAUGCAUCUUCAUGGCCGGCAGAAGCAGGGUGGACGACUGGAUAUCACAGCAAAGUUCUCACAAGCAAAACAUGCAGUCCUAUUUUCAACUGAUAUCACUGCUCGUGGUUUAGAUUUUCCCGCUGUUGACUGGGUCAUUCAAAUGGAUUGCCCUGAAGAUGCCGACACUUACAUUCAUCGAGUUGGACGGACAGCCCGAUAUGAGCGUGAUGGUCGUGCAGUGUUGUUUUUGGAUCCUAGCGAGGAGUCAGGAAUGUUGAAGCGCCUUGAGCAAAAGAAGGUUCCGAUUGAACGCAUCAAUAUCAAGGCCAACAAGCAGCAGAGUAUUAGGGACCAGUUGCAAAAUAUGUGCUUUAAAGACCCGGAGCUUAAGUACCUGGGACAAAAGGCGUUUAUCUCCUACGUUAAGUCAGUCUAUGUCCAGAAGGAUAAGGAAGUCUUCAAGCUUAAGGAACUCAAGCUAGAAGACUUUGCUUCCAGUCUUGGUCUUCCAGGUGCUCCCCGUAUCAAGUUCAUCAAGGGAGACGACACUAAAGAGCGCAAAAACGCAUCGCGGGCGACGGCCUACUUGUCGAGUGACGAUGAUUCUGAUGAAGGCGGCGAGAAGAAGAGCAAAAAGGAUGAGAAGCAAGUCCGGACCAAGUAUGACCGUAUGUUCGAGAGGCGCAACCAAGACGUCUUGGCCGACCACUACUCGAAACUUAUCAACGAUGACGGCACAUUGGUUGACCCCAGUAAGACCGCAAGUGCUGCCGACGAUGCUGACGAGGAUGAUGACUUCCUGUCUGUUAAACGUCGCUUCGACGCUGGAGAUGAGGACUUGGGCGGUAACUCUGAAGAGGAGUUAGAGCAGAAGGGUGUUAAAGUGGUUCAACUCGAUGGCAAGGAUACAUUGGUCAUUGAUUCGAAACGUCGGGAGAAGCUACUCAAGUCGAAGAAGAAGCUGCUCAAAUUCAAAGGAAAGGGAACAAAACUUAUUUACGACGACGAGGGCAACGCGCACGAAUUGUACGAAAUGGAGGACGAAGAAGACUUCAAGGCCCGUGGAGAUGCCAAGGAGCAACAAGCCCGGUUCUUGGCAGAGGAAACCGAGCGGACACGCACGGCCGAUAUGGAGGACAAGGAGGUGGCCAAACAAAAACGGCGGGAGAAGAAAGAGAAACGCAAGGCUCGGGAGCGUGAGUUGCUUGCCGAGGAGGAAGCCGAGGAAGCUGUGGCGCAGCUGGCUCCAUACAAGGAGGACGACGAGUUUUCUGCAUCAGACAGGGAGGACGACGCACCUCGCCCCAGCAAGAAGCAAAAGGUUCGUAUUGCAGAGCCCGAAGAGAGCAAAGAAGAGCCCUGGUACAAGAAGAGCAAGAAACCGGCCGCGAAGGCUCCCGAGCAAAUCCAGACUUUGGAGGAUUUGGAAUCUUUGGCGACUGGAUUGCUUGGGUAA
This is a messenger RNA of Aspergillus oryzae RIB40, 2391 nucleotides long. It is a transcript of the gene dbp4, whose product is annotated as RNA-dependent ATPase HCA4. Gene Ontology annotation, biological process: rRNA processing. Bases 1 to 2391 code for a protein of 796 amino acids. Gene Ontology annotation, cellular component: nucleus. The transcript has a single exon. Gene Ontology annotation, molecular function: ATP binding; RNA helicase activity; nucleic acid binding. The record is from RefSeq and is a predicted model, not a curated record. NCBI's taxonomy places the organism in Eukaryota, Fungi, Ascomycota, Eurotiomycetes, Eurotiales, Aspergillaceae.